AUGAGAUUCAACCAUCUACUCCCAGUUCUCCCCUUCGCUGGGCUGACGCUUGGGUGCAACCACCAUCACGACGACAAGAAAUGGACUGCUGAGGAGUUGGCCGAACUCGAAGCCAAAUGGGGCUUCGAUUGGGCAUUCGGCGGCAUUGGCACGUUCGCGCACCUCAAUCAUGUCAAAUGCCUUACAGAGCCCACCGAGCCCUAUGACAUCGCUAUCAUCGGCGCGCCAUUUGACACCGCUGUGACGUAUAGACCCGGCGCACGAUUCGGUCCACGAAGUAUUCGUCACGCGUCAGGUCGUCAGCACUCGCUCCGCGGCUACAAUCCCCGAGCAGACAUUAAUCCAUAUCAAAACUGGGCCAAGAUCGUGGACUGCGGAGAUAUUCCUAUAACACCUAUCGAUAAUGAUAUAGCCCAGAAGCAGAUGACGCAGGCCCUGGAGCAAUUGGGAAUGCGCAGAACCGUGUCGUCUAUUUCCUCGAAGCCCAAGUUGUUCACGCUUGGUGGCGAUCAUAGCUUGACUUUGCCUGCCCUCCGGGCGCUGAAGAAGGUGUACGGAGAUCGUGAGAUCCAAGUCCUUCAUUUCGAUGCCCAUCUUGACACAUGGAACCCUCACGCAUAUCCGUCCUACUGGGGAACAACACCUUUCAACCAUGGAUCCAUGUUCUGGCUAGCCAACCAAGAAGGACUUCUCUCCAACUCGUCAUCUCACCCUUCAGUCCACGCAGGCUUGCGAACACGGCUCACAGGCAUCCAAGAUAAUGAAGACGACACUGCACAGAACUGGAUUCGUUUUUCAGCUGAUGAUAUCGACAAAAUUGGUACACAGGGUAUAAUCGAUGGUAUAAUGAAGAUUCUAGGCACUGAGAACUUGGUAUACUUGUCGGUGGAUAUUGACGUCCUCGACCCAGCUUUUGCUCCAGGAACAGGCACGCCUGAGCCUGGAGGUUGGUCUACCAGGGAGUUCAUAAACAUCCUUAGAGGCAUCGAGGGUCUGAACUUAGUUGGCGCUGAUGUAGUGGAAGUCUCCCCUAUUUAUCAAGGGGCGGGUGAAGAGACGACCUUCGCGGCUGCGCAGGUAGUUUAUGAGAUUUUGACGUCCAUGGUCAAGAGAGGGUUGCAGGAUCUGGGAAGGUCGGACAAGGCUAGUAAGGAUGAGCUAUAG
This is a messenger RNA of Fusarium fujikuroi IMI 58289, 1164 nucleotides long. Its product is annotated as related to agmatinase. Lineage: Eukaryota; Fungi; Ascomycota; Sordariomycetes; Hypocreales; Nectriaceae. The transcript has 3 exons. The record is from RefSeq and is a predicted model, not a curated record. Gene Ontology annotation, molecular function: metal ion binding; agmatinase activity. Bases 1 to 1164 code for a protein of 387 amino acids.